AUGCCAAAGUUGACAAAACUCCUCGCUCUUUUUCGAACCUCCGGCAGAACCUUCAGCAUCCAGACCGAAAAACUCUCCCGCAACUUCUUCACCCCUCAGCUCUCCCGAAAACUCUCCCUGAAGAAGAAAUUCUCCACGCCACAAGUUCGACGACGAGUCCAAUCUUCCUUCAGAAGGCGAAAAAGCUCGUCCGACUUCUCGAUGACGACGGAGCAAGUUACUCUUGAUGUCACCGUCGAUUUCGACAUGAGCUACCACGAAACCAUUCGACGAGCUAGAAUAGCGUCACGACGAAGAAAAUUGCGACGACAAGAGAUCAUGAGAAAUACGAUUCUUCUGGCUGAACUAUAA
Messenger RNA from Oikopleura dioica, 351 nucleotides. NCBI's taxonomy places the organism in Eukaryota, Metazoa, Chordata, Appendicularia, Copelata, Oikopleuridae. The record is from the annotation of a GenBank genome assembly.